Punica granatum (pomegranate) is the source of this 1014-nucleotide messenger RNA. NCBI's taxonomy places the organism in Eukaryota, Viridiplantae, Streptophyta, Magnoliopsida, Myrtales, Lythraceae. The record is from RefSeq and is a predicted model, not a curated record.
CCGGUGUCUGAAGUACAGAGUUGAACCAGAGGAAGCUCGAGAAGACACAGAUAAAAAGAGAUCAUCAAUGGCUUCGAUGGUGGCAGCUGCUGCUUCUGGGACUUCCCUCCUUAAGCCGACCACCCCGUUCCUCGGCCAAGGCCGGUCCAACAUUAACCCUCUUAGGGAUGGCGUCUCUAUGGGGUCCGGCAAAUACACCAUGGGGAAUGAGUUGUGGUACGGGCCAGACAGAGUGAAGUACUUGGGCCCAUUCUCGGCCCAGACUCCCUCCUACCUGACCGGAGAGUUCCCCGGCGACUACGGGUGGGACACUGCCGGACUUUCCGCUGACCCCGAGGCCUUCGCUCGCAACAGGGCCCUCGAAGUGAUCCACGGGCGGUGGGCCAUGCUCGGGGCGCUCGGCUGCAUCACCCCUGAGGUGCUCGAGAAGUGGGUCAAGGUUGACUUCAAGGAGCCGGUCUGGUUCAAGGCUGGAGCCCAGAUCUUCUCGGAGGGAGGGCUCGACUACCUGGGUAACCCGAACCUGGUCCACGCCCAGAGCAUCCUGGCGGUGCUCGGCUUCCAGGUCAUCCUCAUGGGCCUCGUCGAGGGCUUCCGGAUCAACGGGCUCCCUGGGGUCGGAGAGGGCAACGACCUCUACCCCGGUGGACAGUACUUCGACCCGCUAGGCCUUGCUGAUGACCCCGUCACCUUUGCCGAGCUCAAGGUGAAGGAGAUCAAGAAUGGGAGACUUGCCAUGUUCUCGAUGUUCGGGUUCUUCGUUCAAGCCAUUGUGACCGGGAAGGGCCCACUCGAGAACCUGUUGGACCACCUCGACAACCCGGUAGCUAACAAUGCUUGGGUCUACGCCACCAAAUUUGUUCCUGGUUCGUAAGUUUCUGGAAAUUUUCAAUCAUAUUGGAUGAGAAAGAAGAAACCUAAUUCGUGGAUUGAUCGAUGAUAUUAACGGUUGUGUAUGUAUCGUGUACAUUAUGCAAUAUCAUAGCUGCAGUAUAAAGCAGAAUUCCAACAGAU